AUGUCCUCCACUUCUGCUUGUUGGGUUGAUCUAAGGGAAUGGGUGCACUCCGUGGCACCACAAGCCAUUGGUGGUUGGUGGUUUGUUAUCAACUUGUUGGUGUGUAUCUACUCGUGUCUUCUACUGGCUCUCGAUAUCAUCUGCGAAGAAGACACAAAAGGCAAGAUCUUUGUGGCCAGAUACUACCUCUGGUACAGCUUGAUCACCACGGGAAUUUGGUUGGCAGAGAUUGGUUUGGAAGUCUACUACAGUUUUGAACCAUCCUCCUGGGAGCAACGGAUCGAACUUACCAUGGCCGUGGUCUUUACGGCAAGUUCCUUGGACGAAUUGCUGGAGUGGAAUCUACGAGAUCAGAACAUUUAUUUCAUGGAGUUGGAUCUUUUGGCAAACGCAGUGGUACCUUUACGCAAGCUGCAAAACCUUCCAACUGGCACGAGAAAAGCAACAAAGAAGGGACUACGAAACUCUGGCAGACGCGCAGGCACAGGAACAAACGGAGAUCUGACGAGCUAUUCAUGA
This is a messenger RNA of Seminavis robusta, 519 nucleotides long. NCBI's taxonomy places the organism in Eukaryota, Bacillariophyta, Bacillariophyceae, Naviculales, Naviculaceae. The record is from the annotation of a GenBank genome assembly.